Labrus mixtus (cuckoo wrasse) is the source of this 3770-nucleotide messenger RNA. RefSeq names its product calcium channel, voltage-dependent, beta 1 subunit (gene cacnb1). The record is from RefSeq and is a predicted model, not a curated record. The transcript has 14 exons. Bases 169 to 2178 code for a protein of 669 amino acids. Gene Ontology annotation, biological process: chemical synaptic transmission; calcium ion transmembrane transport; neuromuscular junction development. Gene Ontology annotation, cellular component: voltage-gated calcium channel complex. Lineage: Eukaryota; Metazoa; Chordata; Actinopteri; Labriformes; Labridae. Gene Ontology annotation, molecular function: high voltage-gated calcium channel activity; protein binding.
UUGUAACGCUAUAGGCUGGAGGGAGGCAGCUGUUGCCAUUAUAUUAUCUGCCAGCUCAGAUACAUUAGCGGCAUCAACCUCCCUGCAAGACCAAUUAAAAGAAGAUGAUGAGUCGGUCGACACCAUCAUAAACACGAAACUGAAAAUAGAUUUGAAAAAGUUAAAUCAAUGGUACAGAAAAGUAGUAUGUCCAGGACGCCUUCGACCUCAACCCAGGAGAUCCAAAUGGACAUGUUCGACCAUCAUCCACACACACAGGGAAAGUACGCCAAGAGGAAGAGCCGAUUUAAGCGCUCAGAUGGAAGCACCUCCUCUGACACCACCUCCAACAGUUUUGUCCGACAGGGCUCUGCGGACUCCUACACCAGCCGGCCAUCGGACUCGGAUGUAUCGCUGGAAGAGGACCCCGAGGCCCUGAGGAAGGAGGCCGACAGGCAGGCCCUCGCCACACUCGAGAAAGCAAAGACCAAACCUGUGGCGUUUGCAGUGCGGACAAAUGUUGGCUACAACCCCGGCCCCAGUGAUGACGUUCCCGUGCAGGGCAUGGCCAUAUCUUUUGAAGCCAAAGACUUCUUGCACAUUAAAGAGAAGUACAAUAACGACUGGUGGAUCGGGCGCCUGGUGAAGGAGGGCUGCGAGGUGGGCUUCAUCCCCAGCCCGGUCAAACUGGAGAACACCCGACUGCUGCAGGAGCAGAGGAUGAGACAGAACCGACUCAGCUCGAGUAAAUCUGGAGGAAGCUCCAGUCUUGAUGUUGCCACGGGAACACGUAGGCCCACCCCACCCGGCACAGCUCACGUGGACAUGUCCACUGUGCCCUUUGACGUUGACCCCCUCGACCUGGACGCCGAGGAGCCCCCUGAGUUCCAGGGCGAUCCUCGCUCCCCCAAGGGCCAGUCAGGCAGCGUAACAUCCCCGCAGGCCAACGCCCACCGCCUGCCCUUCUUUAAGAAGAUGGAGCAUGUCCCUCCUUAUGACGUGGUUCCCUCCAUGAGACCCAUCAUCCUCGUGGGGCCGUCACUCAAAGGAUAUGAGGUGACAGAUAUGAUGCAGAAAGCGCUUUUUGACUUUUUGAAACACAAGUUUGAGGGCAGGAUAUCCAUCACGCGGGUAACGGCAGACAUCUCCCUGGCCAAACGUUCAGUCCUCAACAACCCCAGCAAACACACCAUCAUCGAGCGCUCCAACACCCGCUCAAGCCUGGCUGAGGUGCAGAGCGAGAUCGAGCGUAUCUUCGAGCUGGCCCGCACCCUCCAGCUGGUGGCGCUGGAUGCAGACACUAUAAACCACCCUACUCAGCUGGCAAAGACUUCCCUGGCCCCCAUUAUUGUCUAUAUCAAAAUAGCCUCACCAAAGGUCCUCCAGAGGCUCAUCAAAUCCAGGGGGAAGUCCCAGGCUAAACACCUAAAUGUGCAGAUGGUUGCAGCAGACAAGUUGGCCCAGUGCCCACCUGAGUUGUUUGACAUCAUACUGGACGAGAACCAGCUGGAAGACGCCUGCGAGCACCUGGCUGACUAUCUGGAGGCGUACUGGAAGGCAACACACCCCCCCAGCAGCAACCCUCCCAACCCUCUGCUCAACCGUACCAUGGCCACAGCCGCCCUGGCUGCCUCCCCCGAGCCUGUCUCCAACCUGCAGGGGCCGUACCUGGUGCACGGUGAGCAGAAGAGAGAGGGGCCACUAAAAGAGAGUGGAGGGAGCGACACCCUGCAUGACUAUCAGUCAGACCUGGGAGGAAAACCUCAGCAGCAGCAGCAGCAGCAAACAUACAUGCGCUCCUCUCGUGGUCAGCUGCGGGGAGGGAAUGGGCGGGGCCUGUCCAGGCAAGACACCUUCGACUCAGAGACCCAGGGCAGCCGGGACUCGGCCUACACUGAGGCCGGCGACUCCUGCAUGGACAUUGAAACCGACCCCUACGAAGAGCCUGAGCCUUACCGAGGCGGCGGUGGCAGUCGCCUCCACCUGGCACAGCAUCACGGCAGACAGGCCUCCUGGGAAGACGAGGGCGCCGAGCCGGACCAGGAGAACCUGAACCACCCUCCAAUGCCGAGCCAGACACAGUCGCACGGACGCGCCAAGCUGAGGGAGCGGUACUGCCAGGACCCUGUGGACACAGGGGCCAACAUUAGCCGCAACAAGAACCAGGACGACUGGGGGAGGGACGUCUACAUCCGCUGAAGGAAUCACACCACAACGGGAAGGAAGCUAAGGACAGACUGAGGGGAGACUGAAGUGUGACAGUCAGGCUAACAAAUUAAUCUGUUUACAUCCCACUACAAUGUAAAGAAAUACAUCAACUGCCAGAUGCCAUUCUCAUUGACUUAUUCUUGCAAUCCAAUUUAUUUAUGUUUAGAAAAAAUAAUAUUGGUCUGUUUUCUGUUCUUUUUGUUAAUACUGCAUGAAUUUCAUGGAUUUCUAAACUGACAGCACGAGGACAGUUACCGUUACGAUUGUGAAUCUAUGAUUGUGAUCCGUAUGACUCGACCUUUCGUUCAGUUGUAGAGUGAAAGCUGGUAUAGAGCUGUUGUAGUCUGUCAUUUCUGUCCUCUGCAGUCUUAAACAGGGUCUAAUGUCCCCAUCCCCAUGUACAGAGUCAGGGUUUCCCUUUCCCUUUAUCUCACUCAGUGCUGAAUCUCUCACCUCCACCUUCCUUAUCACCCAGACCUUAAAACGCUGGUGGAGAAGUUGCCAUAUUUUGACACAACGAUUUAUCAAUGUUGCUAUACUCCCAUGACAGCUGAAAAGAUAUCACUCCAAAGAUGUUUACUUCUUCCCUCAUAUGGUUCAGCCCCUCUACCCGUCUGACCCAGCCCCUCUGUUUCUGUUUCCCCUCUUCUUGUGGGUGCUGAGGGCCCCUGCAGUACUCAUCUGUUCUCUGUUUUUUUUUUUUUUUUUUUUUUUUUUUUAAACUUGGUGCAGAUUCAAAGCAGCACUGCAGUCGUUGUUUUGUGAACAGAGUGUCCUGCCUUAGUCACCCCCACCUUAAAAAAAAAAAAAAAAAAAAAAGCACCCUUAGUUCAAGAAAACUCCAAUCACAAGUGCCGGAAUGUCUCGCCAAGCCAUGUCCACCACUGCCAUGGUGGGAUGUCUUAACUAAUGUUUUCAUACCAUACUGUAUGUGUGUGUGUGUGUGUGUGUGUGUUUGUGUCUCGGCUACUCUGCGCUGUAGUACGUGCUAUUGCUCCUGCACUUUGCUCUUUUUUUUUUUUUUUUUGCUUCGUCGUCUGUUCUUCAGGGCUAAUGGUCAUUUAAAAAAAGUAUGUGUGUGUGGUUGAUCACUCCCAACUUCCACCUAAACGGCAAGCUCGUCUGAUAUUCAAUACACUCUCUUCUUAUCUCGAUUUCUGACUGAAUUAGUGUUCUUUUUUUUCUUCCUGUGGACAUUUGGCUGUUUUUUUGUUUUUCUUUGUUUCUUUUGUUUGUUUUUUUAAAAAGCUCCAGUUCUUGUGCGGUAGUGAAAGGAGUUUGAAGUGUGGGUGGUGGUGGUGGGGGGGGGGGUUAGGAUCAGCUUUGGUCUUUACUAAGAUAUCGAUAAUGGAGAAUCCAUGAAUGUCUAUGGUGGGCUGCUUUGGCCCGCCCCGUCUUCAGUUGAAUAAAUAAAUAUUAAAUAAUGAUCAGUAAAUAAUGUAUUGUUGCGUUAUCGCAAUUGUUAAAAGAUAUUAAAUAACAUGUAUCAUUGGUGCCUGAUUGUAGCUACAUUUUGCUUUUUCUGCCUUUCAUUUUUAAUCUGUGGAUAAAUUCGUAUUUUAAUUAAAAAUUAAUUCAGAAAA